CACAGGGUGGCCAGUGGCUGCAGCUGUGCAAGUCUCCUCCCCGCUCUCCCUCUUGCAGCUGUCCUUUGACCAGCUGGCCUGCGCCUGACAGGCAAGAGCAAAGGCCAGCACUCCCGCCCAGCUGUGUCUCCUUGCGUGCCUCAGGCAGUGGGAUGUGAGUGUGCAGGCUGCUGGGGCUGCUGUGUGCCACUUCCCACCCUUGCAUGGCCCCGAGGUACCCCUGGGGUUGGAAGGAGCUGUUGUGUCUCAGGGCCAUCCUCUUGUUUGUCCUGUUCUGGGGCCUGUGGCUCCUGACUGAUGAGGCCCAGAAGCAGUGGCAGGCCUGCAGCCAGUUCGUUGCUGUCCAACAGGAGCCCUCUCAGAAGACCCACUCUGGAACUGCAGCUUCAGCCAGCGAGGGGGUGGACUUUGAGCUCCUGUUUUCAGUAGCUCACUCGGAGCCACACUGUAAGCUCAGGCUGGUGCUCUUAAUCCUCGUGACAUCAGCCCCAGGAAAUGCAGUGCCCCGGCAGGUGAUCCGGCAGACCUGGGCUGCCCGAGAGAGGCCCCAGCCUUAUCCGUGGCAAGCCGUGUUCCUGAUUGGCAAGGGCGCAGGCGAGAGGGUCGCCUGGCAGAUCCAGCAAGAGCAGGAGAAGUUUGGGGACAUCCUGGUUGGGAACUACCUGGAUACGUACCGCAAUCUCACCCUGAAGGUCAUGCAUGGCCUCAAGUGGGGGCUCCAGCGGUGCCGACCCACCUACGUCCUCAAGACAGACGAUGACUGCUUUGUCAACACUGAAUGGCUGCCGGAGUUCCUGGCCAGACAAAACACCGCCAAGACUCAGCUCUACGCCGGCUACCAGCCCUCCAGCAAGUGAUACAUUUCAAGGCAAGACUAUCCCCCGAAUGAAUACCCCCCAUAUGCCAGCGGAAUUGGCUACAUCCUGUCCCGAGAUGCGGCCAAGCAGGUCUUGCGGGUGGCUGUGCACAUCCGCCCCAUCCCAGUGGAAGACGCGUACAUGGGCAUCUUGGCUCAGCAAGCUGGCCUCCGCCUGAAAUCAAGCGCACGGUUUGCCAAGCAGAAUGUGAAGUGGCGAAUAUGCAACUACCGCUACUUGGCGGUGAUUCACAAUCUCAGUGCACUGGAGCAGGAGGCAGCCACACAGCGCGUGCGGAAGGCCCGCAGUGGCUGCCACAACAGCCUCAAGAUCGCCAGGUGGAAGUGAGCACGAGAACACAGGCAGAGCUGCCUCCGUCAGUGAAGGGGACAGGCUCCUGUGCUGGGAACCACUCUGGGUCCUCUGCAGGAGCCGCCGCAGGCACACAAAGAUGUUUUAGGGCAGCCUAACUCUGGGAAUUUGUUAAGGACCAUAAAGCACCACAUGGGCUGAUGCUGCUGUGUGCAUUAUUAACAACACUACUAGUUAUUACAACGAAUUAGUAAUAUUAUUACUCAUUGCAUCUAGAAGCUAACCUCAGUUCCCCUCAGUAUUUUCCAACCCAGCCAUGUGAGUCAUCCUCUCCCGUGCGUCUUUCUCAGUAAAAUGUCACUUUCCUGGCUCCGGAGGGAGGGGCGGGGGAGAGGAAGAGACAUCCUCUUUCAAGGGAUGUAUCGACACCCCCCCCCGUGGUGCUGGGACACUCAGCUCCUUGGUGUUGGAAGCAGGACAUUCAUAGUGCAAGCUGCCCCAUCCCACCCUGGGACUGAUGCACAAGAUCUCUCUGCUCUUCCCUGCCAUUAACUAGAUCCACUCAUCAUGCAGGAGAUGGCUUCCCCUUUCAGGGCAGUUAUCUAACCUCUGCUUCAAGUGGAAGAACUUUGACUCUGCAGCAAAAGGUGUCUGAUUGUUCAGAAACUAGCAUGGGUCUGGUUCUCAUGAAGAAUACACCUGUGUCAGGCUGGAGGUGGAGGAUUGCUUGAGUGAAUUAUCAACAAUCCCUGCACACAGAAAGCUACCAUGUCAGGGUGAAACAUAGGCUAGAAUCAUUCUCCCUAACAUGGUAGUUUUGCUAUGUGCAACUUUUGGGGUUUUUUUGUAAUCAUGCACACACUUACCUGCAGCCUGGAAUGAUAGAGCCCAGGCACAGGUGUACUACCUCACCUGCUGCUUGUUGAGAGCCAGGCCUUAGCCAUCAGCAUUAGAACAACAGAGAACGAAGCCUGCACAUUCUUUGGCAAAAUCAAAGGGAACCCAGGAAAAGCAAAUGGGACAAUGGCCACUCUGUAGACAUCCCUUCAGGCCAGGCCCUAGACCAGAAUGUUGGGUGGGGAGCUAUUGUUAAGUCAGUAUGAAACAGCAGAAUCCUGAUUACAAGGAGCCCAAUAUGUUUAGCACUAUUUAACUGAAAUAAAAUGUUAAUUUACAAUGUUCCUUAGUUUUUAAAAAUGUUUAAUUGCUUGUUUUAACUGUUUUUAUUGAUAAUGUUAUAAACUGCUUAAGAGUUUUUUUACAAUCAAAACAGUACAUAAAUUUUGU
Messenger RNA from Rhineura floridana, 2456 nucleotides. RefSeq names its product beta-1,3-galactosyltransferase 5-like. Gene Ontology annotation, molecular function: N-acetyl-beta-D-glucosaminide beta-(1,3)-galactosyltransferase activity. Gene Ontology annotation, cellular component: membrane. The record is from RefSeq and is a predicted model, not a curated record. NCBI's taxonomy places the organism in Eukaryota, Metazoa, Chordata, Lepidosauria, Squamata, Rhineuridae.